Molecule: messenger RNA, 1081 nt
Organism: Aspergillus caelatus
Lineage: Eukaryota; Fungi; Ascomycota; Eurotiomycetes; Eurotiales; Aspergillaceae
Product: alpha/beta fold hydrolase
Exons: 1
Coding region: 16-999 (327 amino acids)
Source: RefSeq, a predicted model, not a curated record
AAAAAAGUCCCCGUCAUGUCCAGCCCUUUAAUCGUGCUCCCGCGCCCCGGGACGGCGCCAUCCAGCGACGCAGCCCAGCCCAUCCCAGCCCCAUCGGAAGCCGCCUUUGUCGCAACCUUCGGCAACCGGCUUCCCCCAGCAUCAUAUUUACAAACACCCCAUGGCAAAGCAGCAUACUACGAGCUACUACCGUCAUCUUCCACUUCCACAGAUGGCCCACAGCGCGUAUCCCGUGUGUUAUUUGUCCACGGUGUGCAGACGCCCGCAAUCGGCCUCCAGCCAUUAGCCAGCGCACUGUCAUCGCGUUUCCCAUCAGCUCACUGUGUCCUAGUCGACCUGUGGGGCCACGGACUCACAGAAACACCGUUUGUGGCACAUGACCCGGCUCUCUUUCAUGGAUUAUUGGAGGCCUUAUUAGUGCAUCUUGGGUGGGCUGAUGCUCAUUUCAUUGGCUAUUCUUUUGGCGGGUCCACAACUGCAAGCUUCGCAGCGGCGCACCCCGAGCGCGUCGCUUCGAUUGGUUUGGUUGCUCCGGCAGGUCUACGCCGCACUGCCUUGCUCAAUAAGGUGCAGAGGGAUUACUUGCGUGGUGGGGAGGAGUUGGAAAAGGCGGCGCGGGAUUGGAUUCUGGAAGUGUUGGAAGGUGGCCGGUUGGUUGUGCCUUCAGAUUGGAAGGAGAGGGUUGGACGAGGUGAAGUUGUGGCAGAGGCUGUGAGGGACUGGGAGAUAAAAGAGCAUGCAGGGCAUGUCGCUAGCGUAGUGGCUAUUUUUAGGGAUGGUGGGGUUUUCGAUAAACAUGCUGAGUUUGCGAAAGCGGCGAUGACGGGGAUCAAAUGUCGAUGUGUUUUGGGAGAGUUGGAUGACUUGUGUAGCAUGCAGGACUUGCAUGAGUUAGGGUUGCGGGAUGUUGUGGUUGUGCCUCAGGUUGGCCAUGGAGUGGUUAGGGAAAGGGUACCGGAGGUCGCGGGGUUUAUUGAAGAUUUCUGGAAUAGGCUCUAGGAACGAGAUAUUCUUUUUAUGGUGAAUGUUUGCUGUGUCCUUGCAUUUAGUAAUCGCAUCCUUUGAUAUGUUUCAUUCAAAA